Molecule: messenger RNA, 1436 nt
Organism: Toxorhynchites rutilus septentrionalis
Lineage: Eukaryota; Metazoa; Arthropoda; Insecta; Diptera; Culicidae
Exons: 3
Coding region: 237-1274 (345 amino acids)
Source: RefSeq, a predicted model, not a curated record
CGUUCAUCGAAGCGAACGAAGCAUUCUCAUGUGAUUUAUUUGCCGUACCGAGAAUGUUGUAAAGCUGUCACGAAGUAGAUCGGUGUGUGGGAUACGUUCCAAUCGAAGAUCCUUAUUUUUAUCGUAUCGCAAACCUCCGACAAGACAAGAAAGACAUUUUCUCCGUCAUUAAUUUGAAAUAUUCACGUUAACAUCGAAAAAAGCGUUUCGUUUGUAGCGUUCAUGACAGUAUAAUUAUGCAAAUGUCGAAUAUAGGAAAUCAAAACAAAAGCAUGCUCCAAGGUGCGGAAAAGGAAGGCUAUCGAUGUGGGAUUUGCGGUGGCUUAUUCGGAAAACCCUAUCUGUUGAAAUCCCACGAACAAAAGGUGCACCAUUCACAACAAACGGAAGAUCCAAAUCCACCGCAGCCGCCGCUAAGCACAAUGUCGAUUGUUAUUCCGGCAAUACAAACGCCUGCUAUGGGUGUAGCGAAGGCUCGUGGAGAAACUCCGUUUGCAGUUUUGUAUAUGAUUGAUGAAUUGCCACUGAUUGUGCGGGUGAUGGACCAUGGCAAGUACAACAUUUUAAAAGUAGCCCAAAGCUCUGAUUUCUUUGGGUCUGAAGGGGGUAAGUCUUUUCUGGAUGAAACCAGAAGCGUUACAAUUGCGGUCGUGGCCAUGGUUCAUCAAAAGAUCGAUCAAUACGGUAAACGCUGUUUCGAGAUAACUGGGCCUGUCCCGAGCUUCCAGAAAGAAUCGAUGCCUUUAUCUUCAACUGAAGAAUCCCAUAAUGUUAUACAGCGAUCACUUAGCAGUGAAAAUAUGUGCAAAACUUUAACACAACUGAACGCUCCCGAUUAUUUGCCGUUUGGAGAAGCUUCUCAAAAUGCUUCCAGCUCGUCAGCUAUGCCAUUAAUUGAGAUAGCAGAGCCACAACCAUCCACUUCAGGAAUGAACGUUUUGAAACGAAAAAUUAACCGAAAAACUAAUUCAACGUUGUCACGGAAGAAUCCAAAAGUAAUUGCACUUGUAAAUGAGUCAAAUCAAAAUACUCCAACUGUAGAAUCUAGAACUUACAAAAGAAACUUCCAAAACAUCGCUACGGGAUCCUUACUUUCACCGGUACGUGAAAAUAACCGAAGUAACCGAAUUAGUGUUCAAAAUUUUUAUCAAAUGGAAGUAGAGGAUUCUCUGGCCAACUUAAACGUAUGGGAUCUGAUUCAAAGGGACGAUAAAAUGUUGCUCGAUUCAAGUGACAUUUUGGAAGACAUUGGAGCCUCAAAUGGAGAAAUUUAAACAAAAAUAAUUGGAAAAUUCCCUUAACGGGAUAGAGAUCCAUCAUGCUGUAAUGGUUUGGUUGAAUUCAUUUGAGUUUCACUUUGAGUUAGGGUCUGAACGCCUUUAAGUUCAUCUGAAUUACAUACAAGAAUAAAAGUAGUAUUAAGGCACCUAAUAUUU